Messenger RNA from Leptopilina boulardi, 3196 nucleotides. It is a transcript of the gene pug, whose product is annotated as C-1-tetrahydrofolate synthase, cytoplasmic. The record is from RefSeq and is a predicted model, not a curated record. The transcript has 12 exons. Gene Ontology annotation, molecular function: ATP binding; methenyltetrahydrofolate cyclohydrolase activity; formate-tetrahydrofolate ligase activity. Gene Ontology annotation, cellular component: cytosol. The coding region runs from base 238 to 3051 and encodes 937 amino acids. Lineage: Eukaryota; Metazoa; Arthropoda; Insecta; Hymenoptera; Figitidae. Gene Ontology annotation, biological process: tetrahydrofolate interconversion.
UGGAGAUACAGUUCACAGUUCAGUUUGGAUUCCCUUACUCGUCAAACGACAUAUAAUACCAAAUUUUUCUAACAAAGAAUCACGUUUUAUCCCCCUUCUAUUCUAAAGUAAAAGUACGACCUUGUGCUGUGUAUUAUAAAUUUUUUUUUUCUAAUUCUCAAAUAUCUAUUUUCCAUUAAAUUUAUAAUAACUGUUCAUAAUUUUUAUUCUGUAUCUAUUAGAGUGUUAAUCAGGAGCAUGGCUACUGAUGUACGUGGAGUUUUGCUUUCCGGUACUCAAUUAGCAAAGGAAAUUCGAGAAUCGUUAAAAAAAGAUGUAGCGGAAUUAAAAACAAAGUUACCAAAUUUUGAACCCGGUCUUGCUAUAGUGCAAGUGGGUGGACGGGAGGAUUCGAAUGUUUAUAUUCGAAUGAAGAUCAAUGCAGCUAAUGAAAUUGGAAUAAAAGCCACUCAUAUGAAACUUCCAAACACAACGACGGAAACCGAAUUACUCAAUAAACUCAAUUAUCUAAAUAAUGAUCCCAACACUCAUGGAAUUAUUGUUCAAAUGCCAUUAGAUAGUAUAAAUACCAUCAAUUCACAUCUAAUUACUGAUACAGUUUCACCAAAUAAAGAUGUCGAUGGAUUGAAUACAAUAAACGAGGGUAGAGUCGCAAUUGGUGAUAUGACAGGAUUUUUACCUUGUACACCAAAUGGAUGUAUUGAACUCAUUAAGAAAAGUGGAGUUACCAUUGCAGGAGCGCAAGCUGUUGUUUUAGGAAGAAGUAAAAUUGUAGGAACUCCAGUUGCCGAAUUAUUAAAAUGGCAAAAUGCAACAGUCACAGUUUGCCAUUCAAGAACAAAAGAUCUACCAAAAGUUGUAUCACAAGCUGAUAUAUUGGUAGUUGGAAUCGGACAACCAGAAAUGGUCAAAGGAUCUUGGAUUAAACCAGGCGCAGUAGUUAUAGACUGUGGAAUUAAUCCAAUUCCGGAUUCGACGAAAAAAUCAGGAAGUCGUCUCGUGGGUGACGUGGCCUUUGCCGAGGCUGUUAAUGUAGCAUCAUACAUUACUCCAGUUCCCGGUGGAGUUGGACCAAUGACAGUGGCAAUGCUAAUGAAAAAUACUGUAAUUUCUGCUCAACGAUCGGCAAAGCAAUUACUUUCUAACGAAUGGAAUUUAAGAAUUUUAAAAUUAAAAUUGGAAAAACCGGUACCCAGCGACAUUACAAUAUCAAGAAGUCAUGAACCAAAAGCUGUCGCACAAUUGGCGGAGGAAAUUGGAAUAAUGUCAAAUGAAUUAAGCUUGUAUGGCAACAAGAAAGCUAAAGUGAGCCUUAAAGUUUUACAAAGAUUGGAAAAUCAAAAAAAUGGAAAAUAUAUCGUUGUGGCUGGAAUCACACCGACACCAUUUGGAGAGGGAAAAAGUACAACGGCUAUUGGAUUGGUUCAAGCAUUAUCAGCUCAUAGGGGGAAAAAUUCUUUUGUUACAUUAAGACAACCAAGUCAAGGACCAACUUUUGGUGUUAAAGGUGGAGCAGCCGGUGGUGGAUAUUCUCAGGUUAUUCCCAUGGAAGAAUUCAAUCUUCAUUUAACUGGCGAUAUUCAUGCGGUGAGUGCUGCCAAUAAUCUCUUAGCAGCUCAGGUGGAUGCUCGAUAUUUUCAUGAAUCAACACAAACUGACAAAGCCUUGUACACAAGAUUAGUGCCAACUGUUAAAGGGGUUCGUCAAUUUUCUAAAAUUCAAUUGAGACGUUUAGAAAAAUUGGGCAUUAACAAAACUGAUCCAAAUACUUUAACUGAAGAGGAGCAAAGUAAAUUUGUCAGACUUGACAUUGAUCCCGCAAACAUCACAUGGACAAGAGUGGUUGAUUUAAAUGACCGGAUGCUGAGAAAAAUUACAAUAGGCCAAGGACCUGCAGAGCAAGGUAAAACUAGAGAAACAGCAUUCCGCAUUUCUGUUGGUUCGGAAAUUAUGGCCAUACUUGCUCUUGCUACAUCUCCCGAAGAUUUAAAACAGAGACUUGGAAAAAUUGUCAUUGGAUUUAGCAAAAGUGGUACUCCUUUGACUGCAGAAGAUUUUGGUAUGACCGGAGCGAUGGCAAUUUUAUUAAAAGACGCCAUUGAACCAACUUUGAUGCAAAAUAUCGAAGGAACGCCUGUUCUGGUACACGCUGGUCCAUUUGCAAACAUCGCUCAUGGAUGCUCGUCCAUCAUUGCUGAUGCUAUUGCCUUAAAACUUGUUGGUCCCGAGGGAUUCGUGGUAACUGAAGCUGGUUUUGGUUCCGAUAUUGGCAUGGAGAAAUUCUUUAAUAUCAAAUGUCGUACCUCGGGUCAUAUACCAAAUGCUGUUGUCUUAGUGGCAACUGUUCGAGCUCUCAAAAUGCAUGGUGGCGGACCUGUAGUUACUCCAGGAGCUACACUCAAAAAAGAGUAUGUCGAAGAAAAUCUUGAUCUCUUACGUAAAGGCAUUCCAAAUCUUCAAAAGCAUAUCAGUAAUGGAUGCAAAUAUGGUGUACCAGUUGUUGUCGCUAUCAAUGCACACGCAACGGACACUGAAGCAGAAUUGGAAUUGGUAAAGAAAGCUGCUCUUGAAAGUGGAGCUGCAGAUGCCGUAGUUUGUAACCAUUGGGCUGAAGGUGGUUUAGGAGCUGCAAAUCUUGCUGAUGCUAUUAUUGCAGUAACAAGUAAAUCAAAUGACUUUAAAUUUCUCUACGAUAUUAAUGCAAAUAUUGUUGAAAAAAUAAAUACAAUUGCAAAGGAAAUGUAUGGAGCAGGAGAAGUCAUAUUAACUGAUAAGGUAAAGGAGAAAAUUACCGAAUACGAAAAAUUAGGAUACAAUAAUCUACCUCUUUGCAUGGCAAAAACUUCUAAUUCUUUAACUGGAGAUCCUAACAUAAAAGGAGCGCCAACUGGUUUUAAAAUUGAAAUCUCUGACAUUUUUGUUUCUGUUGGCGCAGGUUUUAUUGUGCCAAUGGUUGGUGAAAUAAUGAUGAUGCCUGGAUUAUCAACGAGACCAAGUAUUUACGAUAUGGACUGGAAUUGUGAAACUGACGAAAUAGAGGGUUUAUUCUAAAAUAAAAAGUUUUUAACUUUUUGAAAACAAAAACUAAUACAAUAAAAGUAACCUCAGGAAAAGUUAAUUUUUUUUUUUUAAACAGAUUGUUGCAUUUUGUAUUUUUUAUUACUGUUAUAAAGAAUAUUAUUUCUCUACAUAAUAA